AUGGCGGUGGACGCGGUUCGCGACGCGGCGGCGAUGCCAUCGCCGGCGGUGAGCGAGGAGGAGGAGGGGCAGCUGCGGUGCGACGAGGGGUGGGGCAAGCGGAGGCGCCCGAGGCGGCAGCGGCAGCGCGCGCCCAGCGAGGAGGAGCACCUCGCGCUCAGCCUCCUCAUGCUGGCGCGCGGUCACCGCGACCGGCACCUGCUUGGCUCGUCCGAGCCGGCGCAGGAGCACCGCUGCUCCGUGUGCGGCAAGGCCUUCUCGUCCUACCAGGCCCUGGGCGGGCACACGGCGAGCCACCGUCCGAAGCCGGCGCCCGCCGGCGCGGACGAGCCCGCUGCCACGACGGCAGCCUCGCCCGCCGCGUCCUCGUCAACGACGUCCAGCGGCGCGGGUGCGGGCGCGGGCGGAGGUGGCAAGGUGCACGAGUGCUCCGUGUGCAAGAAGACCUUCCCGACUGGGCAGGCGCUGGGCGGGCACAAGCGGUGCCACUACGAGGGCCCCAUCGGCGCCUCCGCGGUCGCGAGCCGAGGGUUCGACCUGAACCUGCCGGCGAUGCCGGACAUCGUCACCGAGCGCGAGCGGUGCAUGCCGGCGCCGGCCGACGAGGAGGAGGUGCUCAGCCCGCUGGCGUUCAAGAAGCCGAGGCUAAUGAUCCCGUACUGUAUCUCAGUAGAUCGGUUCUUUCAUUGA
This is a messenger RNA of Triticum turgidum subsp. durum (durum wheat), 690 nucleotides long. The record is from the annotation of a GenBank genome assembly. NCBI's taxonomy places the organism in Eukaryota, Viridiplantae, Streptophyta, Magnoliopsida, Poales, Poaceae.